Messenger RNA from Hansenula anomala, 4655 nucleotides. RefSeq names its product Rav1p (gene RAV1). Gene Ontology annotation, molecular function: protein binding. Lineage: Eukaryota; Fungi; Ascomycota; Saccharomycetes; Phaffomycetales; Wickerhamomycetaceae. The record is from RefSeq and is a predicted model, not a curated record. Gene Ontology annotation, cellular component: RAVE complex. The coding region runs from base 153 to 4157 and encodes 1334 amino acids. Gene Ontology annotation, biological process: vacuolar acidification. The transcript has 4 exons.
AAACCAAUCGCUCCAGGCGGUGGCCCAAGGAGAAUGGAAAGACCAUUCCAUUGUGGUGAGUAUUUUACCGUACUUGUUGGUGGGAUUGAAGCUAACAUUUACAACAACAGGCUUAUUGUUCGGGGAACAAUCUAAUCAUUUUAUCAGAGAAUAUGAGUUAUUUGCAGACGAUAUACCUCGAUUCAGAUGCUCAUGCGGUAGAUAUCAAUCAUUAUAAUGGAAACAUCGCUGUUGCUAUUGGGAGUCAAGUUAGCAUAUACGAACCAAUGAGUGAAUUCAUGAAAAUACCCAGAUGGCAGUAUGCAACCAAACUAAUUGAUCCAAACAAUAGUUCCCUUGUCAAUACAUUGAAUUGGGGUAUACAGGAAGAAUUGAUUGUUGGAUCAGACUAUUUAACAUUAUGGAAUAUUAGAAGAGAGUUUGGGGAGAUACAUACCUCGAUCCUUUGGUCAAUGAUUCAAUCAUCUCCAGUGUUCAUAGCAAAGAUUUCACAGGAUUCUUCAUUAAUAGCUAGUUGUGGAAAAUAUGACAAACUAUUGAAGAUUUGGGAUAGAAUUUCAUUUGGUGAAUCUUCCUUAUUUGAUCUAACCUACCUUUUGCAUCCAAGCUCUAUCACCAAUCUUAGGUGGAAAAGACAUGAUUACAACAAUCUGCCCAAGAAUGAUGAGUACACCAACACGCUUUACUCUUUGGGCAGAGACUCUGUUUUGAGAAUUUGGUCAAGCUACAAUUAUGAAAAGAAACACAUAAUACAGCAUUGGGGGUCCUUAGAUCUUUAUGAAGAAACAUGCAAGAGGAAAGGUAGAAGAUUUGUCAAUAUUGUGGAUGAUUAUUUGGUCACACAUGCACUUAGAACAGCAUUAGGAAAACUUUAUAGCCAGGAGCUGAUUGAGAUUCAAAAAAGACAACCUGAUUUGGCAAUUGUUGCUGAUGAAAAUGCCAAUAUUUCAGUAUUUGCAAUUGAAAACUUGUCACAAAAUCCCCCAAAAUUGAUAAAUAUAACCAAACUUAAAAGUUUGAAAUUCUAUCCAAAGGCUUUUGUUUCAAACCCUCAAUAUAUCAAUUUUGCAGAGACAAUAAUGGACCCUAACGGUAACUUAUCCGUUGUGAUUCAUGAUUUGAAUGGUGUUAUAAGACAUACUAUAAUAAAUUUAAGCUUUUUAGUUGACAAUGGAACAGAAAAGGACGUCGGAAUGUUAGCUCAUAAAUUAACAGGUCAUAAAAAGUCAAUUCGUGAAAUUGUUAGAACAAUUGACGGUGAAGCAAUGCUUACAAAGAGUAGGUUCAAUGAAAAUGCUAUAUGGAUUCCUCAACCCCUAAGAGAUAGUGUUACUUUAGCUAAGAAAUCCAUUGUGGAAACUCCUGCACCUAUUUUGAAAGCUGCUAUAUUAGAAAAAGGUAACCUUUUGAUUUCUUUCUGUGGAAGCGCACUUGUCUUAUGGGAUACCAGUGUCAAAAUUGCUCAACAGUUAGACUCAAUAGAGACACAUACCGAUGAAGAGCCUCUAUGUUUCACAAGUAUUCCAUUGAAGAAGCAUGACCAUUCAAAACAUUUUGUUGCUGCUAUAUAUAAGCAUGAAUCAAAAGCCUGGAUCAUCAAAGGUACUAAACUUGCUGAAACUAAGAUCCAGAAUUUACCGCUUGACGAAGAACAAGUUCAUAUUAUUGCCUCUAUAGACCCAGUUGGUAGCACAUAUGAAAAUGAUCGCCCAGUUUUAUCAACAAUAACAAAAGAUGGUCUUUUACAAUGCUAUUCUACUGAAAUAGAAAAUGAUGAAAUUAAAUGGAUUGAACGCGACAGCUUGGACUCUGGAAUUGCUAAUGCGUCGUAUAUCAGGGGGUCCUCUAUUGCAAAAUUCGCCAUUGUGGAUGAAACUCGAAAGAAAUUCACAAUUUGGGAUUUGAAAAGAAAUGUUUUGGAAUAUGAAGAAAUCGUGGAAAGUGAGAUUCAAGAUAUUGAUUGGACAAGCACUGAAAAUAAGCAAAGUAUUUUAGCAAUUGGGUUUGAAGAUUUUUCUCUUUUGUAUACACAAUUGAGAUAUGAUUACACAAAUAAAAACCCUCCUUUCCAAGUCAUUAGAGAGAUUGAUAUCAAAAAUUAUACCACGCAUAAGAUUGGUGAUUCCAUCUGGUUGAAAGAUGGUACUCUAGUUAUUGGUACAGGUAAUCAGAUCUUUGUUGCAGAUAAAAAAUUGGAUCUGACAAAUGAUAAGUUCACCAAAAAGUCGUUAGGUUCAAGAAACAUUGUUUCAAAUGAUAUAAUGAGUUUAUGUUCAGUGUUAAAUGGUCCGCUCCCAUUAUUUCAUCCUCAAAUUUUGAUUCAAGCUCUUUUCAAUGAGAAGAUAGAAAUUGUUAAAGAGAUCCUUUUGAGAUUGUUUUUGAAAAUAAGAGAAUUCGAAAUUGAUGAUAAGCCAAUAAAUGAACUAGGAUCUACUUUAGGAUUUGAUGUUACCAAAUUUUUUGACAGUCAUUAUGUGAAGGAUACGACAUUUGAAGAACCGUAUACGGAGUUUAAUCAGACCGUUGCAGAAGGGUUAAAAGAGAAGUUAACAAAUCAUUCAUUACCUUAUCUAACAAGACAUCAGCAAAUUACAUUAGUUAGCACAAUUGAAGCCGUUGAAGAUAUUGAUAAGAAUAAAUUAAGCCUUGAUAGCAAUGGACUUAGAUUUGCUCUUGGUGUCAAACUGUUUCAACUACAUCGUGGCAUACAAGAAAGGCUAACAAUGAGAGAUAUCAACUGGGCAAUGCAUAGUGAAAACAAAGAGCUUUUAUUGCAAUUGAUUGAAAACUCCAUCAAGAAUAGAAGAAUAACAUGGAGUGUUGCUCGAGAAUAUGGUAUGACAUAUUGGCUAAAAUUUGAUGAUUUGGUGAAAACGUUUGAAGUUAUUGCAAGAAAUGAGUUCAGUACUGAUGAUAAAAGAGAUCCAAUCAAUUGUUCUAUUUAUUAUCUUGCUUUGAAGAAGAAACAAAUUCUGUUAGCAUUAUGGAGAACUUCAGUUGGUCAUCCUGAACAACAGAAGAUGAUGAGUUUCCUCAAGAAUGAUUUCAAAGAAAAGAGAUGGAGAUCUGCAGCAUUGAAGAAUGCGUUUGUUCUUUUAAGUAAACAUAGAUAUUUACUGGCUUCUUGCUUUUUCCUCUUGGGUGAUAGUUUAAAAGAUGCAGUGAACGUUUUAAUCAAGCAAGUUAAAGACACUGAUUUAGCGAUUGGUGUUUGCAGAGUUUAUGAAGGGGAUAAUGGUCCAGUUUUGCAAGAUAUGUUGAAGAAGUACAUGUUAUCAGAAGCAGUUUCUUUAGGUGAUAGAUGGACCACCAGUUUUGUGUUUUGGAAAAGUAAACAACAGUCAAGAGCUAUUCAAGCAUUGGUAAAAUCUCCAAUAGAUAUUAUUGAUGAAAAUGAAAAGAAAGAUAUAGUGAUUACUGAAAAAUCAAAGUCAUUUAUUGAAGAUGAUCCAUUAUUGGUUAUCCUAUAUCAAAAUCUAAGAGAAAAAAAUUUGAAUUAUUUCCAUGGAUCAUUGAAAAUUACUCCAAGUACAGAAUCUGAAUUCAUAUUGAGAGUUGCUUCAAUUUAUAUGAGAAUGGGAUGUGAUUAUUUAUCUGUAUCUUUAUUAAAAAACUGGAAAUUUCUCAAGUCAGAAGAUUUCAAAAAGGGGCAAAGUUUCACAUCACUCAAGUCAGCUCUUAAUGGGUAUAAUGAUGUUUCCAAUUCUUCUACUGCUUCCAAGAACCCUGGAAGCAUUUUGGAGAAAUAUGGAUUAUCACCAUCCGCCAGAAGAAGAAGCAGUUUCAUGUCAAGUUAUCAAGAUGAAGGACACAAAGAUAUUCCGUCGCACUUCUCUAAGGGUGAUGGUGGUAAUGGUGUUGGGUUAAGCUUGUUGGAGAAAUAUGGAUUGGCUUCCAACAGUAAAGAUAAAAAAGAGAUUAAUGAAGAUGAAGAAAAGAAAAAGGACCAUUUUUUUUCAUAUGAAGUACUUAUGCAGAUUGUGACAAAUAACAACGAACAGCUAAAACCAAUAACAGCUGAUAGUACAUAUAUUGAUAAUAAUGCAAUAUUCAAGAUUUUUGAAAAUGUAGAGUUCGAAUCCAGGCCUAUAACGCUUAAAAUGGGUAUGAACCCAUUAGACAGCACAGAAUACUUUGAUAUACCCGAACUUUGGUAAAACUGGUCUUGAGUACCAAUAUUGAUGUUGAGGUAACUCAACAAAUCAUAGGCCAUGAAUAUGAUGAGUGAUGGUAAUAAUAUUGGUAUAGAUUCCUUGAUGAAAAACUUUGUUCGGUGAAGUAGCUUUCUCAUGUUGAUAAAUAUCUAUAGUGGAUUCUGAAAGAUCUGGAGUAUAGUAACGGUCAGCCUGGGGUUUAAAGCUCGAAUAGAGAAAUAUGUUAUGCUUGAAGUAUUGAGCUUGAAUAUUGUGAUGAUUGUAUGGUAAAUGGUAAAAAGUCUUGAAGGUUCUUCAGUGAAAUAUAAGUUGUUGAAACCAAUUUCAGUUUAAAAGGGCAAAUUUGCUACUUCUCCAGCUUCUCGCGUAAAGUAUUGACGAUGACACCAACGAUUAAACCGACACCUCCAAAUUAGAUGAUUCCUCGAGGGAACUGGUUGCAAAGUUAUAUCUUUAUCACCAAGUCAUCUUUAAAGCAAUACAAAUCACUUUCAACUCUCG